Molecule: messenger RNA, 2004 nt
Organism: Lichtheimia ornata
Lineage: Eukaryota; Fungi; Mucoromycota; Mucoromycetes; Mucorales; Lichtheimiaceae
Exons: 4
Coding region: 1-2004 (667 amino acids)
Source: RefSeq, a predicted model, not a curated record
AUGCAUCGAUGUAUUCCUUUUGUGUUGCUGCUGCUGAUGAUGACAGCAAUGGCACCGAGAAACAUUAUGGCCGACGACAAAGAAGUACAUUAUUCGGUGGUAGCUUUCCCUGACAAUGGCCAAUCGGUGGGCGUAAUGAUUGAACAUACCGGCAAUGGUGAUGAUGGAAAGGUGUAUGCUCUUACCGCAAGUGAGCAAUACCCUCAUGUAUAUAGUGGAAUGGCUCCUUUUAGUCAAGUCUAUCAGUAUGCGUUGACGGAUGCUACCUCGGGAUCCGUGGUGGAACUUGAGUCUGAAAAACGAUCCUUAUCGCAAGGGGCAUCAUCCACAGGCAACGAGUUUUUUGGCCGAGCACCUACCGUAUACAGCGUACCUGAACUCCCACAAGCAUUUCAUCCUGUUUAUCCUCCAUUAUUUACCAACAUGAAUCAAUCCAAUGAAGUUGCAACCAUCUUGCUGGAUUUGGAACAAGCUGAAUUGGAUACCAUCCUUGCCAAUCCCCAUGCAAAGCAUAAAGAUGCCCACGUGCACAAGAUGACUUUUAUCAGCAACAGCGAAAUCCACACGUUCACCAAUGCAAAGUUGGAUAACAGCGGCCAAUCCACCAAGAAUUUCAAUCGACAAUCAUUCGAAAUCAGCCUAGAGAAGCCCCAGCUAUUGUUUGGCCGAAGGGAUUUUAAGCUGCGUGCAGAGCAAACCGAUUCCUCCUUUAUGCGUGAAAAAUUAGUGCUUGACAUGUUGGCUGCCACAGGAGCAGCAGCCUUAUCUGCUAGUUGGGUGCGUGUCUUUGUUAACGGUGAGCCUUUGGGUCUCUUUGUGUUGACGGAUGAUGCCUCCACACACAUGGUGGAUAACCUUUUACAUGGCGGUGAUUGGGCUUAUCCAUACUCAGCUUGGUUAUACAAGGGCAACAGCAUUGAUGAAAAGCAUACAGCCAACCUUGCCUAUCUGGGAGAUGAAUUAUCCAAGUAUCCAAAGGACAUUUACAAGCUCAAGGACAAGGGCGAAGCCAAGCACAAGUUGGGCAAGGAGAAUGCGUCACUCCCCCUUGUUGAAUUCAUUCGCAACCUGAAUGCCAUUGAUCCAGCCAAGAUUACUGAUGAAGAGAGCGGCAAAGAGCUAGCCAAGCUGAUCGAUCCCAAGCACACCAUGUACCAUUUAGCAUUAUCAUUCUUGACUGGAAGUUGGGAUGGCUUAUGGUAUCAAGCAAGCAACUACUACUUGACACAAGACCUGCAGAAUGGCCAGUGGGCUGUGAUCACCUAUGACUUUGAUGAGACCUUGGGCAAUGGUGUUGAGCAAAAGGGUCUGGCCACAGUACCUUAUGACGAGUAUGGACCACGUGGCGGCGAUGGCAACAAACGUGUCCUUGUGGAUAUGAUACUUGAUUCGCCUUAUUAUCGUGCCGAAUUUGAACGCAUCCUCACGACCAUCGUCAAGCGUUAUUUCAAAUCGAGUGUGGUGGUACCAAGGCUCAAAGUGUGGAUGCAAAUGCUGGAAAAAGAUAUCGCAUGGGAUCGAUCCUUGGAACCCCAGUCGCCAGGUGACAAAGUCGAAUGGACUGCAAAUGAUGUUGAAUCAGGUGCAUUGGGUACGGGUAACGGUGCCAAAGGUGAAUCGGAUCUCAGUGUCAGUAUUGCUGAGUGGGUGGAGACACGUUCAAAAGCACUUUGCAAGCAAUUGGGUAUCAAUGAUACAGAUGAUCUUCCACCCCUGGGUCCCUAUCAUGGAGGUCGUCAAAUGGAUGGAGCAGGCCAUGUUACGGAUCGUUCAGCUAUCACGCCAGCUUCUUCAGAUUCAUCCCUUUCUUCUUCUGCCAACAACAACAGCAACAAGGAUAGCACCAACAAUGAAAGUGAUGGAGACGAUGCCAAUGUACGUGCACUGAGUGCUGAGCAAGGUACCACCAAUGACGCUGGAUCUUCAGCCAUCUUCCCCAUGUCGUCGUCGUAUUUGCCAAGCCUUUUGGUUACAUUCAUAGUCUACCACUACUCCUACUACUAG